Messenger RNA from Lolium rigidum, 4856 nucleotides. RefSeq lists its product as uncharacterized. The transcript is spliced from 15 exons. The record is from RefSeq and is a predicted model, not a curated record. Gene Ontology annotation, molecular function: protein dimerization activity. The coding region runs from base 2584 to 4710 and encodes 708 amino acids. NCBI's taxonomy places the organism in Eukaryota, Viridiplantae, Streptophyta, Magnoliopsida, Poales, Poaceae.
ACCCAACCGUCCCGCAGCAGCCUCCUCGUUUCCGCUUCUCCUCUCUCGAUCCCCGCAUCCCCUCCCACCGGCCACCGCAGCUCCCCUCCAAUCUCGCCAUGAACGGAGGAAUAUCACUGCCGGCCCUCCUCCCCUCUCUCUACUCCACGGCGAGGAGCCUCAAACCCUAGGCUCCGACUUUACAGAGGAGCAGGAGGCCAAGCUCAGGACUGUUCCGUCCAAGACGGCGGCUAGCAGACGUGUCCGGCCAACACCAUCUUCUUCACGGGCACCGGCGUCCUCGGGGUCCGCCGCACCACUGCAUCUCCGGCCGGCUCUCCUCCUCCUUGCUCCGCAUCUCGGAUGCCCUCCUCCGAUGGCAGCAGCAGCUGCGGGGAGUGGGGCGUUCUGGUGGGGGGACUGAGAGGUUGAGCCGUGCUUCAUCUCACAAGGAGAGGAAGGGCCGAAGGGGGCAUGCUCAACGAGAAGCUCAUCCAGCCCCAGCCUGCAAAAGGGUCUUAAAAUGGCUACAGACUAUAGAUGCGCAUAUCACUUGAUUGAUUCUGUAUGGAUUCCUCACAGAGUAUACUAAAGGGGAAGUGCGAAAGAAUGUUUGGACUGUGCCCAAUUAGACCUGAAUGGUUCCUCUGACAAACGAAUUUCUACAGGACAUUGAUGCACGCUUGAGUUUCUUUCUAGUUAUGUUUCUUGGAGUUGAGAAAGAAACAUUCAGAUUGAAAGAAAUUCAGGAUACACAUUCUUAGCAAGAUGGAGGUCCCUUCAGUGGAGGUGACCAACGAUAGCCGCAACGAAGCAAAUGACAUGGUUGCUCAGUCUGGCUCCGGCGCUGCUGCUGCAGCCAGGCUAGCCGUGGCGUCGUGCGCAGCUGUCCCACCGGAUUCAACUACCCCGUGAUAUUUGGCCUCGGCUACACCCCCUCCGGUUUGCAGUUCUACUAUGAAAACUCGGAUCUGGAGUUUCCUUUUGGAGAAUUCUUAAUUUUUUAGUGCAGAAGAUGCAAAUGAAUGCACAUUAUGGGGCGUAGGGUGGUGACGGAAGUGGCUCAAUGUCAGCGCCGGAUCCAGCGACCCCGACUGUAGUUGCUCUGAGUACGAGGACUACCACUGACAAGGUUCCUGUUACAAGUUGGGUACUUUCUUGUUAUACAAGUUGGGUACUCUCUUAUCAAGUUGGGUUUUUAUUUAACCAAGUAUCUUGUCGAGGAGGUCAAGAUGGACAUCAACAAGCCUGAUACCGAUUAUUUAAUCGUGGAGCAUGCUGUGACCUAUGGCCAACUUACUGCCGUCAAGGACCUUCUUGAUCAUGGCGCUGAUCUGUAUCAUAAACGUUCAGGUUUGAUGUGCUGGAAUUUUAAAAGUCAUCUUAUGCUCAAAUGUGGGCACUAAAUUUACUGAAACUUAGUGUAGCAUGAAGGUUUGAUAUGAUUCGGUAUUGAGGUCCCUAGGUCACUUCCAUCAGUCAAGAAGACCUUGAAGAAGGAGUGUUUUUCAUGUUUGACUGUUCCCCACUACCUGCCACUGAGCUCCAGGAUCCGCAAGAUGUUAGCGGUGGCAGGGAGCGAGGGAUCGACUGUGCAACGGCGACAAUUGUCUCAGCUGGUGAGGGAAACAACACAGAAACAACAUAGAGACGAAAAAAGGCGUCCCUGUGGGGUUAUAUUCACAGUGGCAUGCUUUACUACAGCUUGCAGGUUUUUAUUUAAUGCGGGCUUGACCUGGAGCUUGCGGUCAUGCAUAUCAGCUGGUCAAAACUAUGAUUUGAGGGUGGAUCAAGCUUUUUCUGGUUUGAACCUUAUGCUGAUAAGAUCAGAAGCUUUAUUACCAUGAACUGCACACACUGGAUAAAUUUGAAGCCGAUCAGUCGAAGGAAAUUUCAUGAAGAAAAGUAGAUGCGAGCAGCUCAACGAGAUUAAUAUCCUUUCCAGUCAAGAAGAACAGAAAAUAUAGCUUUUUCCUGGUACUAAAGUUGUCAAGGAUAUGUGUAUCUUGCAUGGUGGCUCCGCUCUUUAUGCAUCAUUGGGCACAAGGCUAUCACUUAGGUUUUUUGUGAAUUUAUGAAAAAAUUGUGGUUCCUUUUAUGUUUUGUUGUUGCCUUCGAGCUUGUUUGUCCUUAUUUCUUUUCAACACUUCUCAUUGUAUUUGAAUGCAGCAUGACGACUGUCAGUGUUGUUCUUCACUGCAAUUUGUCGCUAAAGAAAGAAGACGAUGAACAAGACUAGGAAGGACAACCUAGAUGCUUUGUUAUACUUUGUACAUUAAUGUGGCCACUUCGGAGUCCGAAAGCGUGACCUAGAAAGCCAGGCCUGGUCCUACCGCGGUGCUUUCUCGUGAAGAUUGAAGUGCAUCAAGUCGCUUAAUGGAAUCCAUAAUCCCGGCACUAAUGGGCCGUGAUUAAUGGGAUUGGAACUAAUUUUUGACCUGUGAGCUGUUGACCCAAUUCAACACGGUGUUAUGUGUAGUUUCACGAGAUAGAAUGACAAGCCAUCAGCGAUCCGCACUACAGUUCAUCUGGACUGAACAUCAUCUCCAUCGCUAGUUCCCAACAAGCAGUUCAUCUUCUUCCCUCCAGCCUAGCUCGCACCAUAUGAGAGCCUUUGCUAUGAAAAUCAGCGGCAAUAAGGAUAAGGUUCAAUCUGUUGGAACCAAGUCAAUUGCUUCAAUGCUUAGGAGAAAACCUGAGGAUAUUGUUGAUGAAAGACGCUCCGGGCGUUCUCAAAGCAGCAUGGAGUCAAGCACAAAAACGGAGGCAGAGUUGCACUAUGUGGAUAUGCAGUGGGCAUUGUUCUUCUAUGAGUGUGGCAUACCUUUCAAUGUUGCAAGUUCUAGACAAUUUCAAAUUGCAAUAGAAGCAUCUUGUCAAUGUGGCUCGGGUUACAACCCUCCUUCCCCUUACAAGCUGCGGGAGCCAUUGCUUAGGGAUUGUGUGAAUGAAACAAAACUCUUGAGAGCGGAGCACGAGGCAGCAUGGAAGCAAUAUGGCUGCACACUAAUGUCAGAUGGAUGGUCGGAUAGAAGGGGACGCCACUUAAUCAACUUUCUUGUAAACAGCCCAGCGGGAACUUACUUCUUGGAGUCGGUUGAUGCAUCAAUUGAAUGCCAAGAUGCUCGGAUGAUAGCAGAUUUGCUUGAGAAGAGAAUUGAAGGUGUUGGAAAAGAGAAUGUUGUGCAAGUUGUCACCGAUAAUGGUGCUAACUACAAGGCAGCGGGCAAGAUUCUAAUGGAGAGGAUUCCUACACUUUAUUGGAGUCCAUGUGCAUGCCAUUGCCUGGACCUAAUGUUGGAAGAUAUAGGGAAGCUAAAAGCAUAUAAGAAGCCAAUUGCACGUGGUAGACGAGUCACUACUUUCAUCUAUAGGCAUGGAAGACUUCUUGCUCUAAUGAGGAAGGCAACCGGCAACGAGGAUCUUGUGAGACCCGCAGCCACUCGCUUUGCCACAUCAUGUCUUGCUCUUAAGAGUUUGGUUAAGCACAAGCAAGCUUUGAGGAGUCUAUUUACAAGUAGGGAGUGGGUUGCAAACAAAUUGGCCAAAACUACAGCCGGUUUGAAUGUGCAAGACAUUGUUCUUUCAGCGGAAUGGUGGCAUGCAGCUGAGGACUGCAUUAGAGUUACAAGUCCACUACUUCGAGUGCUUAGGAUUGCAGAUGGUGAUGAGCUUCCUGCCAUGCCAGAAAUUUCUGCACUAAUGACGGCUGCAAAGGAUAAGAUAAGACAAGCUUUUCCUCAACAAAACAAGCAAGGUUUGCUCAAGAUGGUCAUGACCAUUAUUGACAAACGUUGGGAGACUCAAAUGGAUCAUCCAUUGUAUGGGGCUGCUUUGUUUUUGAACCCUGGAAAAUACUUCUCUAUUAAAGAGAGUGGUGAUGAUGAACUUGUAGGUGAGCUAAGAAGUUGUUUCAAUGAUGUCCUUGCAAAAAUGGUAGCUGAUGUGCCCACUCGAAACAAGAUUGAUGCACAAGUCGUUCUCUAUGAGGACAAGCGACAAGGUUUUUCUAAUGUGAUGGCCAUCGAAAACAUGGGCAAAAGAAACCCUCUUGAUUGGUGGAGUUCAUAUGGUGGUCGAGCCAUUGACCUACAAAGGUUUGCAAAGAGGAUUGUUAGUCUUUGUGCAUCAUCAUCCGGUUGUGAGAGGAAUUGGAGUGCAUUUGAAUUUAUCCAUACCAAGAAAAGGAAUCGGUUACAACACCGAAUCUUGAAUGACAAUGUUUUUGUUUCAUACAACCGGAAGAACAUGGAUAGGUUUCAAAAGAGGCGUGAGAAGAUUGGUGACAAAAGCUAUGACCCUCUAAUCAUUGAUGAUUUUGAUUGGGGCAAUGAGUGGGUUGACCCAACAAUGCCUCCACCCCAAUGUGCUAGAGGGUGUCCCGAUGACAUUUCAUGGGAGCUUGUUGAUGAGGCUGUUGGUGCCAGUUCAUCGCUGCAAGGCCGCAAUUUUCCUAGAGGUGCAAGUGCAACCAUGGGAAGGGGUCCCUCAAAUGCCAACAUCCAGUACCAAAGGCAGCGCAAAAGGCCUGCUCCAACACGAUCAUAUGAGUCAGAUGAUCAAGAAGAUGACCAGGUACAACGCUCAAGUGAGCCCAAUGGAGAGGAUGAUGAUUCCGACUAUGUUGAAGAUGAUGUGGAUGUGACCGAUGAUGAUGAAGACCCAACUAGUGCUGACCAAGAUGAUGAGAACCAAAAUGCUACCAUGGAUGACUUCGAUGAUCACUUUUGAGACUUGGGAUUGAGAGUGCCAGCCUUGCUUAUGAUUUUAUUGUGUUAUGUGGAAGUAGAACCUAUUUUAUGUUGUUGUGAACCUAAUUUAUUGUGUUCUCUGGUUGUGUACUACACUACCACUAGACCUAUUUAUGUUCUGGACCA